This is a messenger RNA of Lepus europaeus (European hare), 1830 nucleotides long. RefSeq lists its product as uncharacterized. The coding region runs from base 1 to 1830 and encodes 609 amino acids. Lineage: Eukaryota; Metazoa; Chordata; Mammalia; Lagomorpha; Leporidae. The transcript has 6 exons. The record is from RefSeq and is a predicted model, not a curated record.
AUGAGCUCCCACAGUAAGGCGUCUGGUUUUAGCGAAGCUAUCGGCCUGAAGAGUGAGCAGGCAGUCCGUGGGAGCUCCGGAGCCCCGCGGGCACCUGGGCAAAGCUGGGAUUUGGGGCUGCCAGAAAGCGGUGAGGGCCGGGAGCAGGACCAAGGUGAAGGCAGAGGGGAGAGUGGGCCCUCAAGCCCGCAGACAUUUAACUUGCCAUUGGAGUUGGACUCCGAUUCGGAGCCUGAGCUGAGAAUGAUCCAGGAAGGAGAAGGGGUGCCCCCUGGCUGUGAAGCCCGGCCUACCACUCCUGCUUCUGACGGGGAGGGCCCUGUGGAUUCCAUGUCCCAGGUUGCUGAGGCGUGUGCAGCCAUCGUGCGGCUGCUGAGCGAUCCGGAAGCUGGGGCUUUGCGCAGAUUUCCAUACGCAGAAAGCACCUGUGCCGAAACGGGGGCCGUUUGUGUGCACUUUGAGGCAGAGCAGAGCAGUAAAGCUACGCUAGACCCCAGCUCUGUGGAAACACUCCAGGCUUGUGCUGCCCCUCCAUACAUGAGUGCUUCAGGGACAGGCCAGAUCUGGGACAGCAGAAAGAGAAGAGUAGACAGACCGCAUUUAAGCAUUAGCAUGAUUGUCCAGCGUGCCUGCAGGGAUGGCCUGGUGGGGCUGCCUUUCCGCCUUACCUCCUCCGAUGAUCUCGGGAUAAUACAGCCCAGGCGGGUGAGCAUUCCCCAGGAAAGAAGGGGCCUGUUCAAGUGCAGCAGCUCUGAAACACUGGUAGGGAGCCCCAGAGACUCAGUUUUCCUUAGCAGGGAGAAUUUCCCUCACAUUUCAGUCCGUCUGUUGACCUCCACUCUCUGGGGUUUCACUUGGACCAUGGAAAGACGGAGGGUACAAGAAAUGGCUUCCAUUAUCUCUAAGAAAAUGCAGAGUGUGGUUUCCAUUGAUGGAGAGGGUAGGCCCAGCUGCCCAGGUGCUGGUGCUGCUGCUGCUUCUGGUGCAGGGGGGCUGCCCCAUGCCACUCCCAAGAAGGAGUUGGCCCAGAAGCAGAAAUCCCUAGGGAUUGACACUAAAGUUGUCAUUGGGACAGCUUUUGCUCCAUGGGGGCACAGAGAGUCAAUAGCUCCCAUGGCAUCAGUCUCCUUCCCUAAAGUCUCACUGCCUGAGAAGCCCAGCACGGUUUCCCUGCUCCAUGGGGGAUCCAAAAAGUCCAAUCAGGGCUGUGCUAGGAAGAAACGUGGGACAAGGAGGAAGAGGGAUUUCCAGGCUGUGGUCAGAGGAGAUGGUGGCCUAAGCAGAGAUCCAGUCCCAAAGACCCAACUUCCAGCACACAUGCCAGGGACACCUUCCCAGUCCAGUCACCGUGGAGAAUUCAGCAGUGGGAACCCUAACACCAGAGACCACCCAGCUGGGACAAACUGCCAACCUUUGUCUCCCAGCCGGGGAGCCAUCAUACCCAGAAGCCCUGCACUCUCUGGUGAGCUGGAGCCACCUGUCCUUCCUCGAAGAUCAGAAAGGCAGCAGUUGCCACCUGGAAUAGAGGGCUGUCCUCAGUGUGUCAUACUACAGAAGGAAAUAGACGACCUAAGAAAGGAAUGUGAAAGGGACGGCUCACCAUACCUGGCAAGGAUUACAGACAUGUCGUUCAUCUCUGAGAUCCUGGCAUGGUAUUGCUGUUGGGAUGCAAUCAGCAACGUUGUGAGCCUGUUGGAGGCUCUCCCUGGUCAGGAGAAUCACCCAACUAUUCUAACUUUGCGAGAGGAGACUUGUCCCUCAGCUCUUAAGGCUGCUGAUGAAGAAAAAGUUAAUCCUGUUGUCGCUCUUUCCAUGGGGCUCUUACCAUGA